CCGCUGCCCUCCCGCCCUGCCUUGCUCUUGCUGGAGCUCUGCAGUGGCGGAGCUGCUCGACGCUGCCCUGGGUGCUCUUGCGCCUAAAGCAAGACCCUCGGUCCUUUAACGACUUGUGUUUCCAUUCUGAAAGCAGAUCUGAGCCACGAGCACAGGACAUGCAUCUUUUUGUGGCAUGUCUCUUCUGCAUCUGGGCCCUGGCCACCCCUCAGCACUACGUUGUGGAAGACAUCUGCACCGCAAAGCCCCGCGACAUCCCAGUGAAUCCCAUCUGCAUCUAUCGCAACCCGGAAAAAAAGCUGCAGGAAGGUGAGGGGCAGGAGGCAGAGAAAGACAAGAUCCCUGGGUUCACCAACCCCCGCGUCUGGGAGCUGUCGAGGGCCAACUCGCGCUUUGCUGCCGUCUUCUACAAGUACCUCGCUGACUCCAAGGACAAUGGGGAAAACAUCUUCAUGUCGCCCCUCAGCAUCUCCACAGCCUUCGCCAUGACCAAGCUUGGUGCCUGUGGUGACACCCUCCAGCAGCUCAUGGAGGUCUUUCGAUUUGACACAAUUUCAGAGAAGACUUCUGAUCAAAUCCACUUCUUCUUUGCCAAGCUGAACUGCCGGCUUUACAAGAAGGCCAACAAAUCCUCGGAGCUGAUAUCAGCCAACCGCCUCUUUGGGGAGAAAUCUUUGGUCUUUAAUGAAACCUACCAGAACAUUAGUGAAAUAGUUUAUGGAGCUAAACUCUGGCCCUUGAAUUUCAAAGAAAAGCCAGAACUCUCCAGGAAGAUAAUUAAUGAGUGGGUGGCUAACAAGACAGAGAGGCGCAUUACAGAAGUGAUCCCAGAAGGAGGGAUCGAUGAUCUCACUGUCCUGGUUCUGGUCAACACCAUUUACUUUAAGGGGCACUGGAAAUCAAAGUUCCCAGUACCAAACACAAAAUUGGAUUUAUUUCAUAAAGCCAAUGGUGAGAUAUGCAAGGUCCCCAUUAUGUACCAAGAGUCCAAAUUCCUCCAYGCCUCCAUACCUCAGGAUAAAGUGCAGGUGAUGGAGCUGCCCUACAAAGGGGACGAUAUCACCAUGGUGCUGGUCCUGCCCGAGGCUGGGACGCCACUGCUGGACGUGGAGCGAGAGUUGACAUCGGAGAAGCUGCAGGGCUGGAUAGGCUCCUUGACGGAGGUCUCGCUCUCAGUCUUCCUCCCUCGCUUCCGCAUUGAGGACAGUUUCAGUGUCAAGGAGAAGCUGAGAAAAAUGGGUCUGGAAGAUCUCUUCAGCCCAGAAAACGCCCGACUCCCAGGCAUUAUUGCAGAGGGACGUACAGACCUCUACGUAUCUGAUGCUUUCCACAAAGCCUUCCUUGAGGUGAAUGAAGAAGGCAGCGAGGCAUCAGCUGCUACUGCAGUUACUGUCUCCGGCCGCUCCUUCCCCAUGAACAGAAUGAUCUUCAAUGCCAACAGGCCCUUCCUGCUCUUCAUCCGGGAAGCUGCCCUCAACACCAUUAUCUUCAUGGGCCGAAUAGCAGAUCCUUGCUCCUAGGCAGGAGCUCUGCUCCUUCUUUCUCUAGAAAGUGGUAGUAGGGUGUUGUCACAGCACCCAGCUGGUGCCUAAUGUGGUUGGGCUCACUGUUUGUUGCAGGUUGUUGGGGUAAUUGUACCCAAGUGGCCUGUUUCUGCUGCUGCUGCUGCUCCUUGCUGAGGCAAGUGAGGUGCUGCAGGAAGCUCCCCUGCCCCAGCCUUUAUUCAAAGGGAGCUGAAUGCUCUCUGGCACCAGUAUUUUUGUAGCACCCAAACCUGAGUCCAGCAUUGCCAUUGGUCUUGUAUCCAACCYCUCCUCCCCUUCAGGCCUCAAGCUGUAACACCGAUCACCUGGUCUAUUAAAAUCUGUAGAUCUGUAUGUAACAAA
Nothoprocta perdicaria is the source of this 1886-nucleotide messenger RNA. It is a transcript of the gene SERPINC1, whose product is annotated as serpin family C member 1. The transcript has 7 exons. The record is from RefSeq and is a predicted model, not a curated record. Bases 159 to 1520 code for a protein of 453 amino acids. Gene Ontology annotation, molecular function: serine-type endopeptidase inhibitor activity. Gene Ontology annotation, biological process: regulation of blood coagulation. NCBI's taxonomy places the organism in Eukaryota, Metazoa, Chordata, Aves, Tinamiformes, Tinamidae.